CAGGAAGGUCAAACUUUGUAUCUCUUCAGAAACAAAAACGAUUCUAUCAAAAUUUCUGCGGCUCGUUGAAAUUUACUGAAAAUGAAUUUGAAAACUUAUUCGAUACAAAUGAUUUUUGUAUGUCAUGUGGUAACAAAUUCAGUUUCAAUUCCGAUUGAGACUAAGAACAGCAACAACACUUUGAAUUUUUCCCCUAUAUCAGCAAUUAUCAAGGGCCAUAAAAGUCCAAUGAGGCCAUUCUAUGUGCAAGUUUACAAUUUUCGUGACUUUUCUACUCAUGAGACAUGUGGAGGUGCACUUAUCAGACCAGACUGGGUUUUAACUAUAGCUGAAUGCAUCUGCGGCACGAAAAUCACAAGAGUCGGAGUGCAAAUUGGAGAUUUCACAGAUAGAUUGAAACCAAAAGCCAUUCAACCAGUGACAGAGAGAAUCUGCUUCAGCGACAAUCCAUUUGCGUCGGCGGUCGGUCUACUCAGACUAGCCGAGCCAGUAUCCGUUUCUGAAGACAUGUACUUCCUCGACGUCUGUCGCUGGCAUGCCAAAGAGAACGAACUGCUCGGAACUUGUGGCAUGGGAACUGUGUCCCGCGACCACAAUAUGGAGCCUGUCACUUUAAGAGAACUAUACAUGUUGGAGGAGAAAGGAGGCUUUUUUUUAAACUACUGCCCGGUGGAUGAGAUAUGUACCAGCAGCAUCUCAACUGACAGCAGUUUAUGUCGGGGGGAUUUCGGAGGCCCUUUGUACCGUUUUUUCGAGAGGACCACCCGUCCCAUGUGUGUAUAUGGAGUGUCCAGCUACACCGGAAAUGAACCAGACGAGCAAGAAGACUGUAUAGGCACCCACUAUUUUGCAAACGUGCCUUUUUUCUACGACUGGAUUGUCACAACUAUCCACUCUCACUCAAACUGACGUGUAUUUUUGAUACAGCAACCGCUAAAGUUUAAUUUUGAAGAGCCAACAGCAAUAAUUUUUUCUUGGUCAAACUCU
Molecule: messenger RNA, 987 nt
Organism: Symsagittifera roscoffensis
Lineage: Eukaryota; Metazoa; Xenacoelomorpha; Acoela; Convolutidae
Product: chymotrypsin-1-like
Exons: 5
Coding region: 82-909 (275 amino acids)
Biological process (GO): proteolysis
Molecular function (GO): serine-type endopeptidase activity
Source: RefSeq, a predicted model, not a curated record